AUGGUGGGUUUGUUAAUUGAUGUUUCUCUCGCCAACCCACUUCGAGGGUUUGAGUUGCUCAACCAGAACAUCGACUGCAAACGGAUUAAGAACGCUGUAUUGAUUAUCAACAAGGUGGAUAUAAUCAAGGACAAGCGGGAGUAUCUGCUGCCCAUGGUGAAACGGGCCAUGAUGGUCAGCAAGAUUAACUUCGACAAGGUCUUCUACAUCUCAGCACUCAACCGAGACGGUGUGGAUACGCUCAAGAACUAUCUAUUAGCCGAGGCCAAACCAGGAGACUGGGAGUACGAUCCGUCUGAG
Molecule: messenger RNA, 300 nt
Organism: Sphaeroforma arctica JP610
Lineage: Eukaryota; Ichthyosporea; Ichthyophonida
Exons: 3
Biological process (GO): ribosomal small subunit assembly
Cellular component (GO): mitochondrial matrix
Molecular function (GO): GTP binding; ribosomal small subunit binding; rRNA binding
Source: RefSeq, a predicted model, not a curated record